This is a messenger RNA of Mucor mucedo, 936 nucleotides long. RefSeq lists its product as uncharacterized. The coding region runs from base 1 to 936 and encodes 311 amino acids. The transcript is spliced from 2 exons. NCBI's taxonomy places the organism in Eukaryota, Fungi, Mucoromycota, Mucoromycetes, Mucorales, Mucoraceae. The record is from RefSeq and is a predicted model, not a curated record.
AUGACACUAAUUUGUGUACCCAGGCUAGCUAUUUUUAUAAUUCUAAUUGGCUUUACACUGUUCGGGACGACAGUUGCUCAGGAGGAGAAGGGAGCAACAGAAGUGCUUGCUCAAUCAAACCUAGACUCCAAUUUAGAUGAUACAUCACUGUUUCGUGGAGUAGAAAAUGCCAUUGACGAGGAUUCAGAAGGUGAUGAUGCUUACCGAAUAUUCAAAAGUUUACAAGAUGUGACAGAAGAAGACUUUACUGAAGAAGAAGACGACCCAAUCGAUCACAGUAGCAGUAAAGAAAUCAAGGAAAGAAUCCAGCCUGAAGAAGAAGACCAGGAUGAUAUCGUAGAGGAAGACCCUGAAGAAAUAAAUGACCCAGAGGAAGAACAAGAAGAAGAAGAGGAAGAGGAAGAGGAUGAUGACUUUUCAGCGGAUUCGUUCCCUGACUUUAAAAAUAUAGCUGCUACUGAAUUCUUUGAACAUCUUCCUCAGCAGAUCAGUAGCCCUGAAGAAGAAGAAGAAAAAGAAAUGAUUGAAGAAGAAAUUGUAGAUAAUAAUAAUAAUAACGAAGAAGAAUAUGAUGAUCUUGUAGAUAAUAGCAACAAUAAUAACAACAACAAUAACAACAAUAACAACAUUAAUAAUAAUAUACCAGUACCAGUCAUUGAAAAUAACGAGAUACCUUGGCACAAACCCGAUACUGUGAAUAACGCACAUGUCGAUGAUUCAUUUUAUCAAGAUUAUAACAAUUACUCAAGGGAGAAUCAAAAAUCCAACAGCAGUUUUAGACACUGGCAUGGGCUAUUAAUUCUCGUGAUUUUGGUGAUCAUUUAUAAAUCCCUCAGCAAAAGCAAGGCACAUCAUAUAUUGGAUUCCAACAAUUCUUCUCCGUGGAAUGAAACAGACUAUUUACCUGUAAGUAUUUCGCACGCUUACCCUUUUUAA